Rodentolepis nana is the source of this 420-nucleotide messenger RNA. NCBI's taxonomy places the organism in Eukaryota, Metazoa, Platyhelminthes, Cestoda, Cyclophyllidea, Hymenolepididae. The record is from the annotation of a GenBank genome assembly.
AUGGGUCAUACAUGGAAAGGCUCACUGGUACUUGAGACAAUCAAUGUCAACUAUCCUGGUCAUCAAUGGCUCCAAGUCUUCACUGAUGGGUCAUACAUAGAAAACCAAGCAAACGUUGGUGCAGGUAUCUACUCUGAACUCUUCUCUUUCUACGCAGCAGAAGGGCACACUAGAUCCGCUUUCGAAGCAUUAGGCGGGCUGCUGAGAGAGAAAAACAAAACAGUGGUCCUACAAUGGAUUCCUGGUCACUGUGGCAUUAAUGGCAAUGAGCUUUCUGACGCACUUCCUAAGAAGGGGACAACAGUUCUGCAAGGCAAAGACCGGCCGAUGCCUUUCCACACAAUUAAGGCCUUAAUCAGGAGAGAAUUCAAGACCUCAAUGUGCAACGAACUUACAGCUAGAGCAAAGGAGAAAGAGUGA